AUGGAGCCGCAGAAGCCCGAGCAGGAGCUGCAGCGCUUUUACCACCAGUUGCUGGGUCCUCUGUCGCUCUUUCCCCCGCGCAAGAAGACGCCCCCGGAACUCCCCAAACCGGAAAAGCCUCAGCGGCAGGAGGAGUCAAUGCUUCAGUCCAUCCCGCCCGCGAAGCUGAGCGUGAGGUCGCUGUGCAAGCAGGUGUCCCAGCUGCUGUCCGGCAGCGGGCUGGCGGCGCGAGUGCCCCCCGGGAGCCGGCACCGCUUCAUCCAGGUCAUCCUGAACGAGCUCAGGUGCAGCUGGCGGGAGCCUCCGGCCGAGCCCAGCCUCAGCUACGCCAACAACCAGAAACUGCGCAAGCGGCUCGAGUCGUACGUGCUGCUGUGCACCGAGCAGCUCUUCUUGCGUUACCUGCACCUGCUGGUGACCCUGUCCACCCCGGCGGGCAUCUUCACCGAGUCCGCCAACCUCACCCGCCUGGCUGCCAACCUCGCCCACGACUGCACGCUCUUCCUCACUGGUCCCAACGUCUACCGGUCCUUGCUGGCCGAUUUCCAGGCCUUGCUGCAAGGCGGCGGCACCGACAAGCUGCGCCAAGCCUGCCCUCUAGGGGCCUUCAAGUUCUGCCCCCUGCCCUGGCCUCACAGCACGGGCUUCGGCCAGGUGCCCUGCUCCAGCCUGACCCUCAGCUAUCUCAUCCGGCUCAGCCGCCCCCCGGAAUUGCUGAGUGAGCCAGACCUGGACCCAGUGAAGGAACUUGAGUCCAUUCCCACACUUAAGAAGAGGAGGCCUCUCCGCUGGCUGUCCACCGUCACGAAGAAGAGGGAGGGUGAGCCCAGCCUCUCACAGCAGGAGCCGGAGCCCAGGCCGUCCAUGACCCCCACCGACAGGACCUCCGCUGUCCUGGCCUCUCCUCCCAGUCUGCAGCUCGCCCGGGGCCAGUCCAUGCCCUGCUUGAGGAAGGGCUGGACGCUGGCGGAUGAGCUGGGCCUGCCACCGCCCCCGGCUCGACCUCUGACGCCGCUGGUUUUCACAGCGGACCGCCGGGCAGAGCAGGCAGGAGACGUGGUGGCUGAGGAUCUGAAGCAGAUGAUGAAGAACAUGAGAUUGGAGCGGACGCGUUACCGCAAGGUGGACCUGGGCCUGCCCCUUCUGCUGAGGGUGGUGACCCGGCGCCCAGCUGCAGGCCGCCGGCUGGAGGAGCUGCAGAGGAAACUGCAAAAGGGCAUGGAGGAGGAGGAGGAGGGGGCCUCCUGGCAAUGGGACCGCCAGGCCCCCAGGUCCUGCCCUCUGGCACCGCAGCCAGUGACGGUCACUUUGAAGAUGAGAAAUCAGGUGACGGUGCAGGUGGCCACUGUGCGGCUCUCGGACCGAAACGUGUUGGACACUCUCCAGGUGGAGGAGGCUGGGGUGCUCUACAACCACCUGGCUGACGAACUGGAUCCCAAAGCCAUCGAAGACAUGGACGCCAGUCACUUUGUGGGCAGCGACAUCAAGGAAGUCUACACGGAGCUGCUGAGCCGCGUCUCCACUGACCACUUCCGCCUGGACCAAGGACCCCUGGUGGAGCCUGCUGCUGACCGCGACUGGUCAGCCUUCCUCUCCUCGUGCACCCUGCGCCAAGACAAACGGCUCCAUAUCCUCAACCCCAAGCUGGCCUGCCUUUACUCUCGGACAGCAGGCAGCAUGGAGCCUGGCUCCCGGAAGACACCCACCUUCAAAUCGUCCCUGGCCCAUAAACCCUGGGGGAAGGACGCUUGGGCCGACUGGUGGAAAAACGCCUUGUCGGUGGACGACUACUUCAAGUACCUGUCCAGCCGUGAGACGGAUUUCCUCCACGUCCUCUUCCACUUGUACGAGGAGGAGGCCCAAGUGGAGGAGGUGGUGGCAGCACCUGUCCGCCGGUCCCCAGAGAUUGAGCGCCCCCCUCCGCUGGUGGAAGAGGAGGAGCCCGACUUUGUGCCCGGACUGUGGAAUUGGAACACGGUGCUGGAGCACCGACUGGGCGUCGGGAAGGCCCGGCCCCUGGCAGAACCCCACAAGAUCCCGAGCCUGCAGAAACGCCUGGAACAGCUGUGGCUGGUGCUCGAGGUGCCCGCCCAGGACCAGCUGAAGAUGGCCGUCAAGUACAGCUCCAACGCACGGCUGAGGCAGCUGCCCGCUCUGGUGACCGCCUGGGAGCAGGCCCUGAAGCCCAUUCGCCUCCGGGAAGCCUGGCUCGGGAGGCUGGAAUGGUUUGAGCGCCAGGCCUCCGACCCCAACCGCUUCUUCCUGAGGAACCCAUGGAGCUUGGGUCACUUGCUGGAGGAGAGCCAGUUGCGCAGCUACCUGCACAGGAAGCUGCAGCUGCUGGAGUCCUCCCUGACAGCCCUCCUGCGGGAGAUCGAGUCCGCCUUCGGGGAGCCCGUGACCUUCCGGGGGCGGCGCUACCUGGACAAGAUGAAACAGGACAAGGUGGAGAUGCUGUACUGGCUGCAGCAGCGGCGGCGGGUGGGGCACCUGCUGCAGGCCCAGCGGGUGUUGCGCCAGUCAGCUCUGCUCCGCAGGUGCACCACUCAGUCGCUGGUCGUGCCAGAGAACUCGCCUGUCGCCCCUUAG
Molecule: messenger RNA, 2589 nt
Organism: Ochotona curzoniae (black-lipped pika)
Lineage: Eukaryota; Metazoa; Chordata; Mammalia; Lagomorpha; Ochotonidae
Gene: CCDC87
Product: coiled-coil domain containing 87
Exons: 1
Coding region: 1-2589 (862 amino acids)
Source: RefSeq, a predicted model, not a curated record